Molecule: messenger RNA, 2000 nt
Organism: Aedes albopictus (Asian tiger mosquito)
Lineage: Eukaryota; Metazoa; Arthropoda; Insecta; Diptera; Culicidae
Exons: 7
Coding region: 96-1292 (398 amino acids)
Source: RefSeq, a predicted model, not a curated record
AUGCCUGUAGAUGGUAGGCUAGAGCAAUGCGCAAACAUUAUAUCAGUAUUAAAUAAGCCGCACAUCAAUCAACAGUUCCACGUCCAUUUAUCGUGAUGUCUUCUACAGGCGAAAUCGCAUGCAACCACGGAGAAACUGUUGUUGAUUGGCGGCAUUUGGACUUCUAUCGAGAUGUGGUAUCGCAAGACUUAGGCCUUCCGGAGGAUGAAUUCUGUUUGCGCAAUCUGAGUGUGACUAAUGCCACCGAUGGCCAAUCAGGCUUCACAUCCUUGCUGCAUCGGGUUCUGGUGGAUGUCGAGCUGAAGAAUGGAGAAUGUGAGCAGAAAUCGUACAUCGUGAAGGAAAACUCCAACGAUGCGAUUGGUGGAAAUGAGGAGGAAAACUAUGCUCUGUUUGAAAAGGAGAUCGAAGUUUUCCAGAAGUUGAUUCCGGAGUUCGAGAAACUUUUUCAGUACAAGGUCAAAUUUGGUCCCCGAUUCUAUAAAGCAGUUAAAAGUCCUUCUACAGUGAUAGUAAUGGAAGAUCUCAACGCAUCUGGGUAUAUUAUGAGAAGCAGUAGCAAUCGGUUAAAUUUGUCGGACAGUAGAGCAGUGUUGUCUAGACUGGCCAAAUUCCAUGCCGCAUCUGCUGUAUACACAAAACAAAAUGAGGCUUAUUCGAAGUUCUUCGGAAGUGGUAUGUUUGACGGGGAUACAGCGGGUGCAGCCGAGGUUUAUCUGGAGAACUUGAAGAAGUCCUUCGUUACGAGCUUGAGAGAACGAAACUGUUCCAAUGAAUUCUUGGAUUUGAUAAGUCAAUGGAACAAAAACCUGUAUGUGGUUGGAGCUGAAUUAUUUCGCUUGAAUGACAAUGACUUCAAUGUUCUGAAUCAUGGCGAUCUUUGGAUGAACAACUUGAUGUUUGGUGAAAGCGAUUUGAUGAUGAUCGACUUCCAGAUUGCCUUCUAUGGAAGUUUCUCGUUCGACUUAUUGCAGUUCAUCUUAUGCACGGUCGAAGUCGACGAAAUAAUCAAUAAGUUUGAUGAACUCGUUGAAUUUUACUGGCAAGAACUUCAAGAUGCUUUCCAAAUAUUGUAUCACAGCAGCUUGUUGCCAUCGUUGGAAAACUUAAAAGCAGACGUCGACAGACAUGGAUUUUUCGCAGCAAUCCUAUUGGUGGAGGCGAUUCCACUGAUGUCCUACAUGACGGUGGGGCAAUUAAACAUGGAUCUGAUGUCUUCUCCAGAGUUGAAAGAUACAUAUAAAUCGCCUUUUAUAUGCCACAAACGACAUUUUAAUGUUUUAUUUCGAUGAUCAUACAAAGUCAACCAGGAAUCGCAGAAGGAUGUACGCAUUAAAUCGUAUAAACUACUAUUUCAAGUUACUAUCGAAUAUGUAUACGGCGAAGCAACAAUUUUCAUCGUAUAUGAUUUUUUUCUACUUUUUCUUUUGAAAACCAUUCAUUUUCCAGUAAAAACUUCACCGGAUGGCGUAGCACCACGAGCCAAGCUACGAUUCAGCCGGCCAAUUGAAAUCAUCCCGUAGAUAAGAAAACCCGUAACAGCGAUUUCAAAAUGCAGCCGCUCGCGCGCAUAGCUUGACUGAUUUCACUAGUUUACAGCAUUUUUGAACUCGGUAAGCUGAUGAUUGUUUUUGGUGUAGAAUCAUGCCCUGAGUUCGAAAACGCGAAGGAAAAAAAUUACAGUAGAGCGGAAUUUUUUUCGACUUUCCAUACAAGGUUGAUGAUUUGAAAUCGAUUUUUGUUCUAUUUUUAAGAAAAGUCGCUCACUUCACACAUCUCAUUCUCCGUAAUCAAUGCUCCGAUUGAGCUGAAUUUUUUACUGUAACUCGCCUACAUGUGAUAUGUCAAAUAAACGUUGAAAAAGAAUUUUUAAAUUAUUUUUUUCUUAUUGAAAAAAAUAGAUUUCUUCAUAUAAUUUUGGAAAUUUUGCUAAAAUUUAAGGAGAUCGACCCCAAAACUCGCCAAUAUCUUAAAUUUCAUCAAUCUGAUGCUAAAUCUGU